CUGAUUAAAAAUAUUGUUGAUGAUUCCUUUGUUUGACUCGCAGUGGUGCAUACACGGAGUAAUUAACUCCAUCAGCUUUAUCCAUCGUAUAAGAAGCUGGGAGAUUAAAUGUUGAGGAACAGCUCAACUGAGAUGCUUUUCAGAAAAAUCUAACCUUAUUAGCCACUCUCAUAUAACCAAUCCAUCUGUCUAAAACAACGUCCAAAGGGCAUACAAAGAAUCCUGAGUCACACUCCAUCAUAAGGAAAAAAUAAAAAUAACUAGCUUUUCUUUAGCAGACUCCUUUAGCAGAGCUUGCUAUCUCAAGGGUGCAGGAAGAGUUAUGAAGAUGUUCUUUAGUGGGAAGUUUAGAAUCAUGGAGAUCGGACCUCCAUCAGACGUGAAGGAAUCAUUUAUGAAGUACAGUGAGGGAAGGAGUCACAUGACUGCCGAGCAGCUGCAGCGGUUCUUGGUGGAAGUUCAGGGUGAUAAUGCAGCUUCAAUCUCUGAGGCUGAGUUGAUUCUGGAUCAGGUUUUGCAAAAGCGGCAUCAUAUGACAAAGUGUGUUCGGAACAGUCUCACUCUUGAUGAUUUUCACUAUUUCCUUUUUUCAACAGAUCUUAAUCCACCUAUUAGUGAUCAGGUGGUGCAAGAUAUGACAGCACCUUUGUCCCAUUAUUUCAUAUAUACUGGCCAUAAUUCAUAUUUGACUGGAAACCAAAUCAGCAGUAACUGCAGCGACAUCCCUAUUGAAAAGGCACUCAAGAGAGGUUUGAGAGCAGUUGAACUGGAUGUAUGGCCAAAUUCGGCAAAGGAUGAUGCGCUUGUUCUUCAUGGGUGGACAUUUACAGCUCCUGUGAAGCUAAUUAAGUGUUUGAAGUCCAUUAAAGAGCAUGCCUUCUCUGCAUCUCCAUACGCAGUGAUAAUAACUCUUGAAGACCACCUCACUGAGAAUCUUCAGGCCAAAGCAGCUCAGAUGAUUGUUGAGACAUUUGGAGAUAUGCUGUUUUAUCCGAAUACUGAAUGCCUAGAAGAAUUCCCUUCACCUGAGGAAUUGAAAUAUAAGAUCAUUAUAUCAACCAAAUCCCCGAAAGAGAAAGGAGACCUUGGAGUGGAGACCAUGAAAGUAAAGGAAAUUAACUCACUGAAGCAAAACGAUUCUAGUGAAGAUAUGUGGGAGAAGGAUCUAUCAGAAAUUUCAGUUCAUCAAGAAGAUGAUGGAAAGAGUGAUGGCGAUACAAGUGAUGAGAAUCAGAAUGAUGAGUGCAUUAAUGCAUGUGAACAAGAAUUGAGGCCAAGAGAAGCACCUGCAUACAAGAAUCUGAUUCUGAUUAAUGCUAGAAAGCCCAAGGGUGGGUUAAAGCAAGCACUCAAAGUUGAGCUGGAUAAGGUCAGACGCCUUAGCUUGAAGGAGCAAAAAUUUGAAAAGGUUAUUGCAUCCCAUGGAACAGAUGUUGUAAGAUUCACUCAGAGGAACAUUUUGAGGAUAUAUCCUAAGGGUAUCCGAAUUGACUCCUCCAACUACAAGCCAAUGAAUGGUUGGUUACAUGGAGCUCAAAUGGUUGCCCUUAAUAUGCAGGGAUAUGGUAAGCCUCUCUGGUUGAUGCAUGGGAUGUUUAGAGCAAAUGGUGGGUGUGGCUAUGUCAAAAAGCCUGAUUUUCUGAUGAAUGUGGGUCCAGAAAAUCAGGUGUUCAAUCCUAAAGAGAAGUUGCCUGUGAAGAAAACUUUAAAGGUUAAAAUUUAUAUGGGAAAUGGAUGGCACCUGGAUUUUAAGCGAGCGCAAUAUGCUUUAUUUUCCUCACCAGAUUUCUAUAUCAGGGUUGGCAUGGCAGGGGCACCAGCUGAUAAUACAAUGAAGAAAACGAAGAAAAGGGAGAACAAUUGGACACCCAUUUGGAAUGAAGAGUUUAUAUUUGCAUUGACAGUUCCAGAGUUGGCUUUGCUUCGUGUUGAAGUUCAUGACCGUAUCAUGCCUGAGAAGGAUGAUUUUGCAGGUCAGACAUGUUUGCCUGUCUCUCAAUUGAGACCAGGCAUCCAUGCAAUCCCCCUGUUUGAUCGCAAGGGAAAUAAGUUCAGUUCAAUGCGACUUCUCAUGAGAUUCGAGUUUCUUUAGGAAGUGUCAACACUUAUUUCCUUACAUAAAUGAUCAUCCAUUUUUUCAGGCAAAGUAUCCAUUAAUAGCAAUUCAUUUCUAUGUACAUGCCUUGCAGUAAUCAAUGAGUAUGCUGCUGUCAACAUUUCUUUCAUUGAAGAUUGACAGGAGGAGCAAGUAAUUGAAAAUUUGUGAGCUUUAAAAAUGCCCAAUUAACAGACUCUGACUUCAUAUCAGAACCUCGAUACAAGAACAAAUUUGUGGUUAACUCGAAAAAGAAAUAGACAAACUGCGAAGAGGAAAAUGUAAUAUCAUCAUCACUCGGUGGCUUGCAAAUGCAUAAACGAACUAUUUAAGGGUAAAAACUAAUUCAUGCCUCUUAUAUGAAAAAUGAAUUCAGCAGCAUGUUUAAACUAAAAGGUGGUGUAAUUUAGAAGAGCGACAGUCUGACCUUCCUGGAUGAACAUAUUAAAUAGGAAUGAGAAUAUGUAAAUUAUGAACAGUCACUUGCAGACAUAAUUAUGCUUCUGUGAUAGAAGGGUACUGCUUCCAACUUGGUACCCGGAAGUAAGUUGCACACAUUUGUCUAUAUUCUAUUGAAGAUCACCCUUUCUCUAAUUA
Messenger RNA from Ricinus communis (castor bean), 2692 nucleotides. Its product is annotated as phosphoinositide phospholipase C 4. Bases 323 to 2092 code for a protein of 589 amino acids. Gene Ontology annotation, molecular function: phosphatidylinositol-4,5-bisphosphate phospholipase C activity. Lineage: Eukaryota; Viridiplantae; Streptophyta; Magnoliopsida; Malpighiales; Euphorbiaceae. Gene Ontology annotation, biological process: lipid metabolic process; phosphatidylinositol-mediated signaling. The transcript is spliced from 9 exons. The record is from RefSeq and is a predicted model, not a curated record.